Messenger RNA from Poecilia reticulata (guppy), 1609 nucleotides. RefSeq lists its product as uncharacterized. The record is from RefSeq and is a predicted model, not a curated record. Lineage: Eukaryota; Metazoa; Chordata; Actinopteri; Cyprinodontiformes; Poeciliidae. Gene Ontology annotation, molecular function: glycosyltransferase activity. Gene Ontology annotation, cellular component: cytoplasm.
GAAUCCGCAGCGACUGCUGCAGUUUAUCAGAAUGGUAAAGUUACAGGUUAGAGGUUUUUGUUGUGUUAAUUAAAUAAUCCAAACCUAAUUAAAGUUAGUUGUUUUACGUAACAAUGUGCCAGCGAGGUCACUUCCGGGUUCGUUCCUGUUUUCCGGUUCGACGGGAUGCCGCAGAUCCAGGUUCUGAUUUCCUCUGAGCUGCAACCAUCAGUGCCGCCAACUGAGCCUCAGAGCCCAACCGCAGGUAGAACAGUUCUUAAAGGACAGCCGGCCCGUCUGUUAAGGGUCAGAGGUUCAAGAACGCUGCUGAUAUCUGCUUAUCUGGAGCAUCGGACAACACAGACAGAGGUUCGGGUUAUUGCGAUAAAGUUGCGACGUGAGACAGUCGUCCUUCAGUGCCUCCUGCGCUGCCAGGAUCAGCAGCUCGUCUCUAAAGCUGCCAUUAGGAUCCACAGGGAUCAUUUCCGCUUCCCCUACGGGACGGCGGACGUCCUGUGCCCCGUCCCAUCAGGCUGUGAGGCGCCAACGCACGUCGCCAUCGCCCCAGAGCCAAUCAAAGACCAAGAAAAAUCUGAGCUUGAGUUUCUGGAGAUUAAGAAUCAAAAAGCUCUGACCAGCUCAUUUCCUCACAACUUCACCUGCUGCUUCUCUGCCAUGUAUAACUUCACCAACGUCCUGCAGCUGGUGCAGAAUUUGGAGAUGCUUCAGUUACUGGGAGUGAACAGAGUCGUUGUCUACAAGACGAACUGCAGCGCGGAUGUUCAGCGAGUUCUGGACUAUUACUCACACAAAGGUCUACUGGAGGUGAUUCCUUGGUCUCUGUCAAAGUACCUGAAUGUUUCUCGAAGAGCUCGUCCAAGUCAAAGUCCUGGUGACCUUCACUACUUCGGUCAGAUCCCGGCGCUCAACGACUGCCUGUACAGAUCCAUGUACCGGUCCAAAUACGUGGCGCUGCAUGAUCUUGAUGAGCUCAUCCUCCCACAGUCUGUCAACAGCUGGACGGAGUUGCUGCCGCUGCUGGAGAAGAAGUACGGCGCUGACAGGUGUUACCUCUUUCAGAAUAGCUGGAUCCCCACCGAGUUUGCGUUGCCUCCUCCGAAACCCAAAGCUCUGCCUCCACAGGACCAGUGGCAGAACGUAUCGGGUGUGAACAUCCUGGCUCACUUCUACAGAGAACCCAUCGUCCCCAGAUUAAGAUAUCGCAACUUCAAGGUCAUCGUCAACCCCAGAGCGGUGUUUGCCACAUCCGUCCAUGGAGUGCUGAAGGCGAAGAAAUCCUCCGUCUGGGUGAACAGAAAAAUAGCCCGCAUGUACCACAUAAAACCUCGGGGACAGACCAGUCUGAAGCCACAGAGUCUGAUUUAUGAAGGCCGCCUGCUGAGCUACAGCGCUGACCUUACUCCUGCUGUCAACGCUGUUCUCAGUGACACUCGACUCCUUCAGACGGCGUGAACUGUCAUUUUUAUUCCACACUGAUAUCUAUUCAUCGUUUUUGUUUUUGUUGCCAUGCCAACUACAUUUUUCUUCCUGAAAAACUUAAAGCUCACAAACACUCCCCUGCUGGUCUGAUUUGCAUGCAGCUCUCUGCUCUGAUGUGCUUCAUAUUUUC